This is a messenger RNA of Aphanomyces invadans, 10097 nucleotides long. RefSeq lists its product as hypothetical. The transcript is spliced from 20 exons. Gene Ontology annotation, cellular component: extrinsic component of membrane. NCBI's taxonomy places the organism in Eukaryota, Oomycota, Saprolegniomycetes, Saprolegniales, Verrucalvaceae. Gene Ontology annotation, biological process: protein retention in Golgi apparatus; protein targeting to vacuole. The record is from RefSeq and is a predicted model, not a curated record. Bases 38 to 10000 code for a protein of 3320 amino acids.
CCGCUCCGGGCUUGUCGGCCUCGGCACCAAUCCCACCAUGUUUGAGCGGCAGGUCACGGGCCUGCUUACACAGCUUCUGGGGAACUACGUCGAGCCGAGUUGCUUUCGACAUGACAAAGUUAAUGUUGGCGUGUGGAGUGGGUACGUCGUCCUGCAACACCUGGAGCUACAGCGGAAGAUCUACCCGUCGCUCGGUGUGGCGGUUGUCCGCGGCGUGCUAGGGCAAGUCACAAUCAAGAUACCAUGGAACCGCCUUGUGUACGACUCCGUGUUGGUGACGAUCGAUGAUGUGUAUAUCUUGUUGCGCAACGUGAAUCGCGAGGACAUGGUGCCGCCGACAGCGGAAAUGGAGCAGAUGCUGAAGAAGCAGCUCAUCGACGACUUGUAUCAACAGAAGCUCGAGACGGACAAAGGCGGUGGGUCCGUCGACGACAGUUUUCUCUUGCGCUUGCGUACAAAGAUUCUUGACAAUUUGGAAUUCCACAUCCGACGCAUCCACAUUCGGUUCCAGGAUGCCACGAGCGGCGACCAUCCCUUCACAUUUGGCCUCACGAUGGAAUCUUUGCACGCCCAAUCGACCGACUCAAACUGGCAACCCACGUAUGUCGAUUCGACAUCGUCCAAGGAGCCGAUGAUUUACAAAUCGUUCGAGUUGAACCACUUGAGCAUGUACCUGAACCCGGACUGCGCGCUCCAUGGCGACCCUUUCUUUGACGGGGCUACAUGCUCACUGGACACGUUUACCAAUGCAUUCUCGCGUUCCAUUCCCAUGCGGCUGGACAUGACACGGCCGCCGUCAACGCCCCAAUCCGGACGAGAUGACUCGUCCAGGCACCACUUCAUCUUGAAGCCCGUAAAUGCGUCCGCCCACUUCAAGACGAAACGUGACCCGACAAAGCAGGACUUCCAUUACCCCAACGUACCGACAAUGGAACUGCAGGUUCUGAUUGACGAAGUGGCCCUUCAGCUCGAAGAGUGUCAGUAUUGCGACAUGCUCUUCCUUCUGACUGCACUGAAGACGCCGCAGCAAGCGCAGCUGUACGAGCAGUACUUUCGCUUUCGACCGAUCGUGUCGGUGUUCCAAGCGCCGGCAGCGUGGUGGCGCUAUGCGAUUCAGUGCAUCCAAAGCGACGUCGCCAAGAAGCGAACUGCGUGGUCGUGGGUGUACAUGAAAGAGCGCCGCGACGACCGACUCGAGUACGUCAUGUUGUGGCAGCGCCUGCAGCUCGCAGCAAUGCCAGAGCAUUUCUUGGGCGAUGACCAAGCGCAAGCGAUUCAAGAGCAAGUGGACGCUAUUGAAGCGCGGCGGAGUGUAGAGGACGUGCUGCUGUUUCGGUAUCUGGCAGACCUCGAACUCAAGCAACUCCAUCCAGCGACCUCGACAUCCCCAACUGCAGCGGCUGCCCCCACAACGUUGUCGUCGUACUCGCUGUGGAACCUUGUCCGGUGGACUGGUCUGGACUACUCGUCGGUGAAAGAAGCCGAAUCAGGACAGGAAAUGGAGCGCCAGGAGCUGUACAGGAUCCUUGGGUAUGAUCCGAUGGAGAAAGCCGCCCCAACAACGUCCAACGAUUUUUCCGUCAUCUCGAUUCAACUGAACCAAGGCUCGAUUGCUCUCCUCAACGACCCUGAUACAAAGUACCUCCGCACGUCAAGCCAGUACAGUCGAAGCUACAACCCCCAGCCUUUCUUCAUGGCGAUGUUUGCCCAGGUGCACACAGAUAUCGUCCAACGAUCUGGCGCAAACAUGAAAAUGGAGCUGAGUUUGCAAACUGUGGAACUGUACGACGAAAGCAUGGACGGGUACUGCAUCAUGAAACGCCGCGUGCCCAUGUCGACGCUCAACGUCGAGAUCACGAUGGUGGCUCCGGUCUUCCGCAUGUCGUACGAAAACGGGCAAGAUCAACAGAUGCUCAAGUUGUUCAUGGAGCCUCUCGAGAUCAUUUACUCUCCGACGGCGAUGUGUUGGGCCCACCUGAGCACGUUCUCGACCGCGCCGGAAGCCCUUGGGUUGUGGGCAGAAAUGGAAAUGCAGGCGCUGAACGAGUUCGUCAACUUCAAGGCACGCACGGAGGCGAAGGUCGAGUACGCCAUGGCGCACCGGAUCCCCGUCCUUGUCGACGUUCGCAUUCAGGCGCCUGUGAUUAUCUUGCCGUCGUCCGAUGGUGACAUGCUCCAACAUGCCCGACUGAUCUUGGAUUUGGGCCACGUCCAUUUUCGCACGGAGCGACUGAGUAACUUGAACGUCAACAUGACGUCCACGACUUCUACAACCCAUGGUCAUCAACGGGCUGCUUCGGUUUUGUUGACGAACAGCACCAACUUUUCCAAGCAGCUCACCGACGAAGCCGAAACGGGUGAAGGCGCUACCCGGUGGAAAGAAGAGUUUUACGACAAGUUUACAUGCGCCAUGAGCAAUUUGCACGUAAUGCUGCUGCCGCCGGCAGUGCCCUACUCGCCUGAACUCUUGAUGCACUCGACAACUCCAUUCAGUUUGGUCGAUCCGUUCCACAUCAACGUCACCAUGCGAAAGUCCGUCCUCCCGCUCGAUGCUACGCUCUACCAACUCUACGUCCACGUCGACCUUCCUGCCCUGGCAUUUCACGUUUCCAUGGGGCAGUAUCACCACCUGUGCAAAGUUCUCGCCCGCUUCAAGCAUCAAGAAGCCUCCACGACGGUGUCGGCGGCCGUGUCAACAUCGGCGCUUCUCACACCGAGAUUUCCUCCGCAGGCGUCGCCUUGGAGCACUGACAACCACCGAAAUAGCGACGAAGAUGAAACCCAGAGCGUCAUGAGUGACGACACGUGGUUUAGUGUCGAGUACGGCAACGACGGCCAAGGAAGUCUUGACGAUGUCGAAGAUCGCUUGUCCCUGCCCACUGGGCUACUGGCACCGCCGCCACUCUCGUCUCAAUCAACCAUGAGCGAUGGAGGAUUGCCUCCGACAAUUCCAGUCGCGGUGCCAGCAGUGCCCUCGAUUGUUCCAGGCAAGUGCCGCCCGGAUCCGACGACUGUCGUCCCCUCUACCCGAAUCGUGAAAAAGAUCCUCGACCGCCGGGUGUGUGUGUGCACCGUGACAAUUCCAAUCGUCCAAAUUCACUUCCAAAAGGCCGAGGACGAGUCUGCCGGACGUGUCCUAUGCGUCUUGGAAGGCAUCAAAUUACGCUUUGCCAAGAGGACACUGUCCACAACAUUGCGGCUUCGUUUGGGCUCGUUGGCUGUAGACGAUCAUGCAAACAACGCACCGACGCACCACUUGCUAUUCUCUGUCACAACGCAACCAGUGUUGCCGUACACGUCGCUGCUGCCCAAGACAUCGCGUCGAGGGUCGCUGCGUCCGCGAAAAGCUUCGUCCCACAAUCGCAUGUUGCCGCCACUGCCAUCGUCGUCGUCGGGAGAGUCGAUGGAUCUUCUCGACAUCAACCUGACGAGCGAAGUGCACGAUCCCACGGAACUCGACAUCACGUUCGGCCACUUGCACGUUCAAUUCGACCAAUCUCGCAUCGCAGCAUUGGUGGCCCAUGUGCUUCCGUUGUUCCAACAAGUCGACGAUCCCAAAGAUGCCAUCCCACCCAUGAGUUUGAAUGACAUGCCGAUCGAUUUGAGCUCAAGUGGCGUUGUCCCAAGUGACGUCCCGACGAUGAGUCUCACCGAUUCGGUGCGGCUCGAUUUGGAAAAAGCACGCCAUGCUCUCUUUCAUCAAGCCAAGAAGGACGACGAAGCGUCGUCGGGCCGCAACAACGUGUACAAAAUAAAGGUCCACAUGCGAUCGCUGUCGAUAUGUUUUAGCAAUCACAUGGAUCCGUUGAUGUCGGUGGCUCUGCUGCAUGCACGUCUGGACGUGGCGCUUACGCAAGGAUCGAUGGCAGCUACAGGAAGCGUCGGCAACAUUCAAGUGAUUGAUCUGGUGUCGUCGGAUCAACUGCACAUGAAACGAAAGGACAAGCGGUUCUUAUUUCAAGAGGUAUUGGGGUUGGCGUCGCCGUUGGUCGAUGCAUCGCCGCUUGCCACCGCAACGCUGUCCCAAUCGUCGGACAAAGGACACAUCAAACUGCACGUCGAGCAAGUUCGCUGUAUCGUUUCCACGAGGUUCUUGCUCAAGUUGUUACACUAUAUCUGCGAAGGGCCAUUGAUGGAUGCGUUGUCGUGUCCGCAAUUGCCUCGCCAUCCUGCACCGUUUGCCCUGUCCCAUCACUUGGACGCGUAUCAUCACCACAUUCCUACUACGCCUGGGACCGCCGCACGCGACGUGUUCUUUUCUCCUGUGUUUACUUUUGACACGGUGCCCCACCACCCGCCUCGCCCCCUCGUGCUGCACGACCCCUUGCCACCCCCAAUGUCCACGAGCAAGUGGACGAUUGCCGUUGACAUGCACGAUCCACUCAUUGUGAUGCCACUCCACAAGUCGGCCAAGCACCCGUCAUUGGAGCUAACGCACGGCAUCGUUCUCCAACUGGGAUUGAUUCGUGCGUUGUGGUCACCGUCCAAAACAACACUGGAAACGAAAAACUUGGUGCUGCGGUCGAUGCACGACGAUUUUGAGUUUCUCCGGCCGAUGAACAUUGACUUUGAACUGAACCAACCUCGUCGUGUGCGGGUGCACUUGUCGCACACGCAUGUACAGGUGAGCGAAGUGCACACUGCGAUGCUGGUCGAGUUGUACUUUCAAGCGUUCUUGCCGUUGUCGUUGUACCACCAAGCUCCGAACACGCCGUCGUUGCAUCAUCAGCACCACCACAUCGUUGCGAAUUCGUCGGAAAAUGUACCGUGGCACUUGGAAAUGUCGUGUGAUGCGCUCGCGUUUUCCAUUUUCACCGUUCGCACCGACCAUGGAGACACCGUCGUGCAAGGGAACGGCGAACACGACGAGUUCGAUCCAUCCCACGGGCUCGUCUUCGACAUGUUUGCGAUUCAUCCACACGGCACAAUUCCUGUGGCGACGUUGGCGGUGGGGGGAAUCCAAGGGACGGUCAAUUGCGAGUCCAGCCAGAGGUCCAUGGACUUGUCAUUUGCACACGUAACGCUUCAAGACACAGUCGUGAGUCCAGGCUGCACGUUUCAGUACCGCCACACGGUUGCCAAACACGUCCACUCGUGGUGGGUAGAUGCCAAAGCAAUUCGGUUGGUGGUCGAGCCAUUGUUCGUUGAGCGAGUGGUGGUGGUCGGGCUCGAAACCAUGACAAACGUCGAGCACUCGCUGAUGCGCCAUCAGAACCAACUGUCCAUGUCCGAACUGGCGUCGUCCGUGUACGACGACGCAGAAUCCGAGUAUCAAUGGACGGAGCGUGGUCGGAGCAACAGCAUUGCGUCCAGCAUUCAUGGACACAAUGCCAUUGCCCCUGCGACUACACCACAAGCCGCCUGGCAUUUUGACGUUGGAUGCAAGCUGGUGGAAAUCGAAUUGGAGUCGCUAGUCCUGGCGGGUCAAGUGGCGUGUAAACAAGACCCGUCGCAACUGUUUGUCCGUCUGCAGAAUGUCCUGGUGAAGACCAAGGCUGACGACAACGUGUCGUCCAACCUCCUCCACCCGUUGGAGAUUACGCUGCGAUAUCAGCCGACUUUCCCGGUCGACGCGGCGCUUCAGCAAACCCUGAGCCCGUUCCACACCCACAAACCCGACACUCUCUUGUACACGUCGCUCCAGUGCAGCCCCGUGUUCGUGAGCGUGCAUUUGCAAGAUAUCCAAACGAUCACGAACUCAAUUUCGACGGUGACGACGCUCGCGGCAACCAUGGAUGGCCUCCUCCAGAAGCUACGACCGGUGGCCACCGACGUGUUUCAUCACGCGUCUACUUCCGGCGAUACCGACACGGACAGUCUCCAAUACUCGUUGAUACGCCAGUUGUCCGAGGACGGAGGACCUUGCCACGGUGUUGAUGGACGUGCUAGCCACGCCCCAUCGACUCUAUUGUGGCGCCACGUGUGCUUGGAUCUGCAGUCCAUUCAAGUCAGCGUCGUAGGGAAUGCAGCAUCGAUGCUUCGUCUGAACAUUGAACCAAGCGAAUUUGAGUGGAUCGACACACAGCACGUCAAGUCGUUCGGGUGGAAGUGGAAUGUGCACGCGUCGUACUUGAACAACCGCCUGUUGAACAUGGAGCCGUUGGUGGAACCCAUGACGAUGCACAUCAAAGUAUGGCAGGUCGUGGGCGCGACGCCGCUGCAAGUCGAAGUGAAGAGUGCGGACGAAGUGAAAUUCAAUUGGACGCACGCGUUGCUAGAAACGGUGCGGCUCUUGACGCGCAUGACGAUGGACAAGGACCUCGCGUCAUGUGUCGUCAAGAACGAAACGGGUGUAUUUUUCCAGGUGUGGACAGCGGCCGGACCGACGGAUGUAGCACCCGGACAAGAACUGCCGCUCCAGCCGUCGACAACCGUCCACAUUCGAUUCCCCGAAUACAAGCAACUAGAAAUUCCAACGUCCGAGCUUGGCACGCGCACGUAUCGCCUGUCAUCGACCACGCUUGGACCUAGCACCGUCGACUGCGUGAUCGACAUCCAUGUCCAGCAUGGUUGCAAGAUGAUUGUUGUCCAAAGCACGUGGCUGUUUGACAACAAAACGGCGACUCGGUUGCAAGUGCAGUUGAUUUUUCCCACGGGUGGCAUCAUGCCUCGACCGCCUUUUAGCUGCAGCCUCGAUCCGCACCAGUCGCUGGCUGUUCCAAUGUCGCUCGUGUCGUUCCGCGGCACCCAAGUGUACGUGAAACCAGACGGAGUCCACGCGUGGACGCUUGUGGACGCUCCCGUCGUAAGUUGCGGCGACGGUGGGUUUGUCCUGUACGCGACAUGGUCAGCAGAAAACGAAUCGAACCGCCGCGUGCUUUCGUUCUGUGCUCCUCUUGUGCUACACAAUGCGUUGCCGACCCCGAUGGAAUAUCGCCUGACGUCCGCGCCAGGUCGAUAUGAAUCGGGCAAGCUUGGCAUUGGGGAAAAGUGUGUGUAUCAUGGCAGCCAACACGACUCGCUGACACUCAACAUCCGCACCAAGGGGUUUUCGUGGAGCCAGUCGACGGAAUUGGUGGCAGGGACGAUUGCCAUGAUCGAUCCCAUGAACCAUAGUGUGUUGCUCGUGACAAUCGACGUUGAAUCGUCCAAGUCGUCGCAGUGGGAAGUCACUGUGUUUGUCCCGUACUGGGUCCUGAAUCAAACGGGACUCGAGCUCGAAUACCAGCACGAACUUGCGUUUCUGGGCCCCGAACACAUCAAUCCGUUUGCCGCUGGCCAAGCGAUGCCAAAGGGCCAAGACGUUGCGACGUUGCCUUUAGACACGGAAUUGGUGGUGCCCCAACCUGCCGUGAAACGAAAGCAUCAAUUGCUCCCGUCGAUUCCGCCAAAUCGAGGCCUCGUCGACUUGAUUCCGAAAAAAGUGUCGAUUGCGUCGACAGCGUCGCCACUUCUCGCCGUGUGCCAUACCCACCAACGCCAUGGGAUUUUGAAAUUGCAACUGCGACUCCAAGGCAAAGGCGCUGCAUGGUCCAACGUGAUAUCGUGUCACAUUAGUGGCGCCACCGGGGAGUGUACAAUUCGAGAUAACGGAAGGGUGUACGUGGUCGGGUUUGUCUUGGAGCACGGGCAAGGCUGGUACGAUCGCACCCAAGUACUCACGUUGGUUCCUCGCUUCCUCUUGAUCAAUGCGCUGGACGACCGGUCGUUGGACAUUCUCAUGGACGAAAGCACGGCAACGUCGGCGACGCUUGACCAAAAUGCGCAAUUGCCGUGGCAUUUCACCCAAGCCCACCACCGCAACGCGAUUCGGAUUCGGUUUGCCCAACCAGGAUGGGUGUGGAGCGGCGCGCUCAACUUGCAAACGACGGGAGAUCAAACGCUGAGGCUGCGCAAUACAGUCGACCGCACGACGUACUUGAUUCGCGUCUCCAUCAAGCUCGAAGGACCGCAAUACCGCAUUGUGUUUCGCAGCUCGACGAACGUGCCUCCAUACCGCAUCGAGAACUUUUCACUGGAAACGAUCCGCAUCCACCAGUCUCGCGUGCGCACUUCCGACAUCCUGCUCCCCCAUCAAACUUGCGACUACACAUGGGACGAACCUCUAAAGCCGCACCUCGUCGUCGUGGACAUGCUUCCAUCGCAAGCCGACGAUAACAGUCGACCGAUCCGUAUCGGGGUGUUUUCCAUGGACGAUAUCGCGCAGUUCCCCACCAAGUCGCUUGCGGUCGAAGUUCGCGCGGAUGGGCCGACUCGUGUCCUGCGGUUGACCGACAUGACGCCAUUCCCAAAACCGCACGUCGCGAAGAAAGAACCGACAGGAUGGCAGCAGUACCUCAUGAAUCCAGUCGUGGAAUUCCAGCUCAAACUCCACAGCAUCAGCGUAUCACUGGUCGACAGCAAACCAAGCGAGCUGGUGUACGUGUCGUGGAGCACCGUCGGGUUCCAAGCAGCAUGGACACAACACAUGGCGCAGCUAGCGCUGCACGUGACUGUCCACUCGAUGCAAAUCGACAACCAAGUCCGGACGACUCGAUACCCGGUCUUGCUGAACUUUACCGAGUCCCCGGCCAUGGACGCCACGAUUGUUCGAGAAACCACCUACACGAGCAUCGAAUUCCUUCGUUACGUCAACGUGAAGCUGCAGCCCAUGCGAUGGCGCAUCGACGGCACGCUGAUCCAUGAACUCGCCACGAUGUUUGUGAGUCCCGAAGACGUCCGUCAUGACACUGCUCCGACGCGCGAGGACCGCGUCCGAGAUUUUGACGCGUCGACGGUGGGCGUGUUGGGAGCGCCACCAGAAACCACCAUGUCCAAGAAAUUGUACUUUGAAAAGUUCGAGCUGGCGCCGAUCCAAGCCACGUUAAGUUUUGCAACGAGCAGCGCGCCGACGACAAGUCGAGUUGUGCAAGUCGCUGGCGUCCGUCAGAUUCUCCAAGCUGCGGGAAAGACCCUGACGAAGAUUCAUAACGCACCACUGCACUGGCGCGCCCUGCGAUGGCAGCACAUGUUUGUUCCGCGCGAAACCAUGUUGAACCAAAUGAGUCUGCACUACCAGCACGAAGCGUACCGGCAAGCCUACGUACUACUCGGAUCCGUGGAUGUCCUCGGCAACCCCGUCAAAGUGUGGCAAAACUUGCGUGGUGGGCUCGCGUCGUUUGUAUGGGAGCCCGUGCGUGGUUGGCAAGAGAGUCCUCAAGCGUUUGGGUUCGGCUUGAUCAAGGGCACGUCGUUGCUCUUCCGGGCCUUUGUGUACGCUGUCUUGGACUUCAACACGCGAAUUGCGAGCAGCAUGUUGCUGGGGUUAUCGGACGCGUGCCAGCGUAUCGAUACGUACACGGGUUAUCCAGUCGCCAAGACUUUAUAUCAAGACAUUGCCCAAGGCGCGUCUGGUGUCGUGGUGAGCCCCAUGUACGCGUACGACUUGCAAGGAUGGAGCGGCAUUGUGCCUGGUGUGUUGGCUGGGAUGCUUGGCCUCGUGUUGAAGCCGCUGCGUGGGUUCACUCAAGCCUUUGUCACAACCACGACGACAUUGAGGGAUGGCAUCCAGCACGACACUCAGUCCUACGUCAUGCGCAUGCGACCUCCACGCUACAUUGACCCGCGCACGCACUUGCUCACGUCGUACUCCUACGUGCACGCGUCUGGCGAAGACAUCAAGUAUGGCAUCGUCCAGGCCCGCCAUGAAGAUUACGUUGGCCACGUGAUGUCUGCCAAGCGCCAUGAGUGCUUGCUCGUGACCAAGCAUCGCGUGCUGAGUUUGCAAGUUCACCUGCACCCCCAUCACGCUGUCACGUACACAAUAUCGUGGGAGGUGUUGAGCGAUGACUUGAUUGUCGUCGCCUAUGCCAGUCCCGACACGAUCGUGCUAUACCACAAACCACGCGAUGUUGGCGACCUCGCCGUCCCGACCCAAGUGAUCGAACUGCCUCCGACCCAAGCGCUGUCGGUGUACUACAUGCUCCAGCAAAUGACGGCGACGAUCUUGAACCAGUCCGGCUGCUCGCAGCUGAACGUGCACUUUGUCGACAAGUGCCGAGGAGCAGGCUGCAGCAUGUAAUGCAUUCGCCGGGUAUAUAAAAUGAGAGAGGCUAGGGCGACAUGCGAUUUGGCCGAGUAUUUAAUUUUAGAGGAUCCAAGAUCGCAUGACAAUGGGC